Molecule: messenger RNA, 852 nt
Organism: Malania oleifera
Lineage: Eukaryota; Viridiplantae; Streptophyta; Magnoliopsida; Santalales; Ximeniaceae
Exons: 1
Coding region: 35-670 (211 amino acids)
Source: RefSeq, a predicted model, not a curated record
ACUUUUUUUCUGAAUUUUAGGUAAACAACUCCCCAUGCUAACUGUCUUUGCAGUUCAACCGCCCGCGAACCACCGCGGCCGGCCGCACCCGAUCCCCACUCUUAUAAAUAGCAAAUCCACGCCUAGUAUUCCCAACAAUUCUCCAGCCACCCCUCUCCAUUUCCCAAAAUCCCAUACGCGUCCCUCGCCUGCGACCGCCUCCGGAAUGGCCACUUCCAGGUCGAAGCAAGACGAGCGCGCGGGAGCGGAGAUAGUGCGCGGGGCGGAGGAGUGUUACCGCCACUCCGUGGAGCUGCUGGAGGAGCUGGGGUUCCCGAGGGGAGUGCUGCCGCUGAGGAAUCUGGAGGAGUGCGGGAGAGUGCGGGAGACGGGGUUCGUGUGGAUGAAGCAAACGGCGCCGUACGAGCACUUCUUCGAGGGGACGAAGACGCGGGUGAGCUACGCGGUGGAGGUGACGGGGUACGUGGAGAGGUUGAGGAUGAAGAGGAUGACGGGGGUGAAGAGCAAGCAGGUGAUGCUGUGGGUCCCCAUCACGGAGAUGAGCGUGGAGGAGCCGGCGCGCCGCCGGAUCCACUUCAAGACGCCUGUGGGCCUGGGGCGGGCGUUCCCGGUCACGGCGUUCAUGACGGAGGAGGAGAAGAAGAAGUACCUGGAGACGGCCAACGAGUGAUGGAUAUAUGGAACGGCGUCGUUUCUUUGUUAGUGGCUUUGGUUAAUCCUCAUAUUUUGUGAUGAUCUUGCUUUUCCGUAACGUCUGUUUUGAUCAUUUUGUGAUCGAAGAACUUUAUAGAGCUUGUGUUCUAAAUUUUCUGAAAAUAUUCAUAAUUAAAUUUAUAAUUUCUAUUAUUCUAA